AAGUAUUGGUAUAAAGAUGCCAGCGGGGUGACCCGUCGAAAGCUCUUGCCACCAGCAUAUAGAAGCCAGUUCGCAAACAAGCAGAUUGUAUGCGUCGAGUACACGUCGCUGACCGGAGACCAAGAACGAGAGAUCUUUCAGCGCGUACAGCUAGGAAUGGCACUGACACCCGCAGAACGUAUGCAAGCGCUCGUUGGCGUUUUGCCUUCGCUCGUCAGGGAAGUUCAAUCGCAGAUACUGGGUGAGAGCGGUUUCCAAGGCUGCCUUGAUUGGGGUACAUCCCGUGGCCGUGACUUUCACUGUCUCGCAUCGAUUCUGUUCAUGAUCCAACACCUCCCCAAGAAGACGUUCCCCGGUUCAUCUCAGCUCGAGAAAUGGCUCUCAGAGACCGAAUUGCUCAGCGAAAGGCUUCGGACGGACUUCAUGGAGAUCUUCAGCGUGUUCAUCUAUCUUGCUCGGGACAAGCACUACAACGCGUCGCUGAACAAGCCGUCGCGCGUUUCGCCGAUUGAAUUCAUCAUGAUCGGCGUGCUGAUUCAUAAGUACCGCACAAAGCUCACGAUGACGCAGCUUUCGUCUGCGGUGCAGCAGAUGCGGUCGCACGUGCGCGUAACCUUCACAGACAUCCGGUCGAAUACCAAGGUUACGAGGACAUUGCUGGAUUUCAUUAUCAACGUCGAUAUGGACGUGCUCAAGAGGGACCCGAAGGACAAGCUUAAUGCGACUGACAAGGCUGCAUCUAUGGCAUCGGUUAAGUUUUCCACUAAGCCUCCUCCUUCUAAGCGGAAACGGGCGGCAUCGGAGGAUCUCGAAGAGAGCGAUGGUGAAGACCCUGAUGAUGUUGCUGAUGACGAUGACGAAAUGGACGUCGAACCGGAAACCCAACCGAAGAAGAGAGGCCGUCCCCCGAAGGCUGCAACGACCAAGGCCGCAGUGGCCAAGACGACGAGUGCGUUUUGUUUGCGAUAA
Coniophora puteana RWD-64-598 SS2 is the source of this 969-nucleotide messenger RNA. RefSeq lists its product as uncharacterized. The annotation marks the transcript as partial. The record is from RefSeq and is a predicted model, not a curated record. The transcript is spliced from 3 exons. NCBI's taxonomy places the organism in Eukaryota, Fungi, Basidiomycota, Agaricomycetes, Boletales, Coniophoraceae.